AUGCUGCUGAUGCUCCUGAUGCUGCUGAUGCUGCUGAUGUUCCUGAUGUUCCUGAUGCUGCUGAUGCUGCUGAUGUUCCUGAUGUUCCUGAUGUUCCUGAUGCUGCUGAUGCUGCUGCUGCUGCUGCUGAUGCUCCUGAUGCUCCUGAUGCUCCUGAUGCUCCUGAUGCUGCUGAUGCUCCUGAUGUUCCUGAUGCUGCUGAUGCUGCUGAUGUUCCUGAUGUUCCUGAUGCUGCUGAUGCUGCUGCUGCUGCUGCUGCUGAUGCUCCUGAUGCUGCUGAUGCUCCUGAUGCUCCUGAUGCUGCUGAUGCUCCUGAUGCUGCUGAUGCUCCUGAUGCUGCUGAUGCUGCUGAUGUUCCUGAUGUUCCUGAUGCUGCUGAUGCUGCUGAUGUUCCUGAUGUUCCUGAUGCUGCUGAUGCUGCUGCUGCUGCUGAUGCUCCUGAUGCUGCUGAUGCUCCUGAUGCUCCUGAUGCUGCUGAUGCUCCUGAUGUUCCUGAUGCUGCUGAUGCUGCUGAUGCUCCUGAUGCUGCUGAUGUUCUUGAUGUUCCUGAUGCUGCUGAUGCUCCUGAUGCUGCUGAUGCUCCUGAUGUUCCUGAUGCUUCUGAUGCUGCUGAUGCUGCUGAUGCUCCUGAUGCUGCUGAUGUUCCUGAUGCUCCUGAUGCUGCUGAUGCUGCUGAUGCUCCUGAUGCUGCUGAUGCUGCUGAUGCUCCUGAUGUUCCUGAUGCUGCUGAUCCUCCUGAUGCUGCUGAUUGCUACUGUGUACUUUGACGACAUCCCGUAUGAAGAUGCCGUCCAGAUCCUGGAGCAGGCGCAGAGCUACAAAGUUAAACUGUGCUUGAAACGCAAACCAGAGACUGAGACGGAGGGGGCUGCCACCGCAGAGGCCAUCCUUGAAGACGAACUGCACCAACCGGAGAUGAGAGAAUCUGGGAAGAAGCGGCGAGGCGACGCCCGCAUCUCGUGGCCCAAGUUUCCGUCGUUGGGCAGAGGCAAGAAGUCUCGCUUUACCAGAUCACACAGCUCAUCAGAGGCAGACGAGCAACGAAAACUGGAGCUGAGUCCGACCACGAGCGACACCGAAUCUCCCAUCAAGACUCAGGACGCUCUCAAGGGCAAGAAGAAACAUAAGAUCAAACUGCUGGGGAUGAAGAGAGGCCGCAUCAGUUCAUCAGAGGACACUGACGCACAAAACCUUCACACAGACGACAUGAUUUCACCUGUGCAAAGCCCAAAAAGAGAAACGCAAGACUCAUCAGACAAGCAGAACAAAGGCCAUCAGGAGAAAGUCGAUGUAAGCGAAACUGGAGUUUAUAAGACAGAGCUGGUUUGUGUGGACAGUACGGUGAAAACUGCAGAUAUCACAGCAGCACUGGAGCAGGAAUGUCCUUUGAAGGCCGCCGUGUCGCCCGAUGGGAAGAAAAAGAAGAAAGAGCGCUCCGAGUUAAAGCUGAAAUUUCUGGGAAAAGACAAAAAGCAGAAAGCUAAGUCGUCGCCGAAAAGGUUGAAGACUCUCGGAGCGAGUUUGGAGAAAGGCGACGAUAAAGAAAAUGAGAAAUCGGAGGCCGUUUCCAAACCAGAGAAUGUAAUGGAUUCAGAGGUUCCCAAAAUGACGUCCAGUAAAUCGAGUCAGAUGGAACUGCGUCUGCCCAAAGUUGAGAUUGAUAUUUCAGAUGUUGGGAUUAUAUGCAAGUCCAAUGACAAGAAAGGAAAAGGCUCCGAGGAGAAGCAAGGGAAGGCCGGGUUUAAACUGCCAAAAGUGGCUCUUAGUGACGUCACGACUGAAGAAAUCAUCAAAAUAGACACAAAUAUAAGUAAGGCAAAGGACAAAAAUUAUGCGUAUGACCGGCUAGACAAAGGCACGGAGCUUCCAAAACGUGAAGAUAUAGAAAUCCCUGGAAUGGAGGAUGUUUCAAAGACGAGAGAUUUCAAGGAACCAAAAGCCCCAUUGGCGAGUGUCCCUGAGGUAGAGCAGCAAGCAGAGACGGUGCUGAUGUCCAUCGAUGUGGACAGUGUAAAGGAGGCGGUCUCCAAGCUGCCUGGGUAUAAACUCCCGAAGGUGGACAUGUCUGGAGCCCCCAUCCCUGAAGAGAUCACAGUGAUAGAUGCCAAUGCUCAAAGAAUAUCAGUAAAAACGCCAACGAAAGGCAAACCGGAGACAAUGUCUGUCUUCACAGAAAGUGCUAAAACCACUUACAAACUCCCACAGGUCAAGGCCGAAGUCAGAAGUGAAAUAUCCGAGACUAAAGUGGGGAUUAAGAAACUUGAACUGGACUCCAAAGACCUGAUCUCCACCAAAGCCAUAAUUUCGCAAACAAUUGAGGUUGAAAAGGUGCAAAAGGAAAACUUCAACAUUUCAAGCGUUACUGCAGAAACUUCCAAAGACAUGAAGAUAAAGACACCCAAGAUUGAUCUGCCAGACAUAAAAACAACUGAAAAACAAGACGGGAGCUUCAAAAUGCCAAGUGUUGGGAUCUCUCUGCCCAAAGUAAAAUCAGAGGUCAGUGGAUCUUCUAUGAAGCUGGAAGUGGACGAGUCAAAAUUAGAACCAACCAACACAGAAAAGUUUGGGAUCAAGCUGAAAAGUCCUGCAGUGAGUUUGACGAAGAAGAACGACGAAAUAAUGCUACCAGAAGCAAAGAUGGAAGUGGAUGUUCCAAAAGUUGACGUCCAAAUCAAAAGUGAUGACGCAAAAUUCAAACUCCCAAAGCUUGGACUUAAAAUGCCUAAAAUUAACGCUCCAGAAUUGGACCUAAGCUUAUCAAAGGACUCCAAAGCAAAGGUGCCCACAGCUGAUGAUAAAGGCGUCGAGGUUUCAGUCCCGGAACUGAAGAUAGAAGUGAAAUCUCCAUCUACGGAUGCUAAUGUCGAAGGAGGAAAGUUUAAAAAGCCAGCUCUCGGUGUGAAACUGCCCAAAGCAAAAACACAUGAAGUGGGUUUUGAAAUCGCUGAACCGAAGAUCAGCAUUUCAAGCCCUGAGAAGAAGCUAGAAGGAGAAGCAGAUGGACGAGGAGGCAAGUUUAAACUACCAAAGCUGGGAAUCGCAAUGCCCAAAAUGAAAGGGCCAGAACUGGAGGAUUCACCGACCAGAUUCAAAAUGCCCAGUUUGGGGAUCUCUGUGCCCAAGAUGAAAGCACCGGAGGUGGAUUUCAAUGUUACAAAGAAGGAUGUGGAUGUGACAGUUCCAGACGCUAAGGCGGAAGUCUCAGGAAGGGCUGACGGGAAAGAGGGCAACGUUAGUACAAGAGGCUCUCCUUUGAAAUUCAAGAUGCCAACAUUCAAAUUACCAAAGUUUGGAGGUUCAUUUGAGGAAAAAGAAUGUGAGAUGAAAAUGGAGGGGUCUGAUCCAAGCGCUUCAGUGCCUCAUGUGGAUUUGCCAGCUGUCAGCACAGAAGUGAUUCUACCAGAGACUGAAACUGCUUCAGGUGAAGUGGUGAUAGAACAACCAACAGGACUGGACAUCGACGUCAAGUUCAAAAAGCCCAGGUUCUCACUGCCGCGGUUUUCUUUCUCCAAACAAAGUGUUCCAGAAGCUGAAAUCAGUGUUUCACAAGUAAACGUUCCACAAGAAGAAGGAAGAGUGGAAAUAACAGGAGACAUGAACGUGAAAUCUCCAGAAGUCGAAGUUCAGACAGACGCAUCAGGAGGUAAAUUCAAACUUCCAAAGUUUGGAUUCUCAAUGCCAAAGAUCUCAGCUCCUGAAAUAGACCUGAGUUUAUCAAAGACAGAUGCAGAGGUGACUCUACCAGAAGUAAAGCUAGAGGAUACAGUUCCAGGUGUGGAAGUGAAAGGACCUUUAAUAGAAUCAGAAAUAAAAGCUCCUGAAAUCAAAGUUGAGACAAAGUCUAAAGAAGGAUCUCCAUCAAAACUGAAGAUGCCCACAUUCAAACUGCCUAAGUUUGGAGUCUCCAUACCUGAGGCUGAGGUGAAGGUAGAUGAAGCUGAUGUUGGACAGGUUGAUGUGGAGCUGCCUCAAGUCAAAACAAAGAUCAGUCCACCUGAGGUUGAGGUCAAAGCUCCUUCAGUUGAGGUGGAAGUAGAACAUCCAUCUGAUUUGGAGAUAGAGGCAAAGUUUAAGAAGCCCAGAUUCUCAAUGCCUCGGUUUUCCUUCUCCAAACAGAGCGUUCCAGCUCUAGAGGCUGAUAUCAGCAUUCCACAAGUGGAUGUUCCAGAGACAGAAGCAAAAGUGGAGGUGAAAGGAGAACUGGAAAUCAAGAGUCCAGAAGUAGAUGUCCAAACAGAGACAUCAGGAGGUAAAUUCAAACUGCCAAAGUUUGGACUUUCAAUGCCAAAGAUCUCAGCUCCUGAAAUAGACCUAAGCUUAUCAAAGACAGAGGCAGAGGUGACCCUUCCUGAGGCUAAGAUCCAAGGACAACUCCCAGGUGUGGAAGUGAAAGGGCCUUCAAUAGAAGCAGAAAUAAAAGCUCCUGAGAUUCAAGUGGAGACAAAGACAAAAGAAGGAUCACCGUCAAAGCUGAAGAUGCCCACAUUCAAACUGCCUAAGUUCGGAGUCUCCAUACCUGAGGCUGAGGUGAAGGUGGAUGGACCAGAUUGUUCAGCAGGUCCUCAUGUUGAUCUGCCUGAUGUUAAAGCAAAAGUUCCCAUCCCAUCAGCUGAGGUGAAGGUUCCUUCAGGUGAAGUGGUGAUAGAACAACCACCAGGUUUGGAGAUAGAUGCUAAGUUUAAGAAGCCACGGUUUUCUCUGCCCAGGUUUUCCUUCUCAAAACAAAGUGUGCAGAUGCCAGAGACAGAUGUUGGGUCUGAAAUAAAUGUUCCAGAGACCGAAAUGAAAGUGGAAAUAACAGGAGACAUAAACGUGAAAUCUCCAGAAGUCAAAGUUCAGACAGACUCAUCAGAAGGUAAAUUCAAACUUCCAAAGUUUGGAUUCUCAAUGCCAAAGAUCUCAGCUCCUGAAAUAGACCUGAGUUUAUCAAAGACAGAUGGAGAGGUGACUCUACCAGAAGGAAAGCUAGAGGCUAAGGUCCCAGGUGUAGAAGUGAAAGGACCUUUUUUAGAAGCAGAAAUAAAAGCUCCUGAAAUCAAAGUCGAGACAAAGUCUAAAGAAGGAUCUCCAUCAAAACUGAAGAUGCCCACAUUCAAACUGCCUAAGUUCGGAGUCUCCAUACCUGAGGCUGAGGUGAAGGUAGAUGGAGCUGAUGUUGGACAGGUUGAUGUGGAGCUGCCUCAAGUCAAAACAAAGAUCAGUCCACCUGAGAUUGAGGUCAAAGCUCCUUCAGUUGAGGUGGAAGUAGAACAUCCAUCUGAUUUGGAGAUAGAGGCAAAGUUUAAGAAGCCCAGAUUCUCAAUGCCUCGGUUUUCCUUCUCCAAACAGAGCGUUCCAGCUCUAGAGGCUGAUAUCAGCAUUCCACAAGUGGAUGUUCCAGAGACAGAAGCAAAAGUGGAGGUGAAAGGAGAACUGGAAAUCAAGAGUCCAGAAGUAGAUGUCCAAACAGAGACAUCAGGAGGUAAAUUCAAACUGCCAAAGUUUGGACUUUCAAUGCCAAAGAUCUCAGCUCCUGAAAUAGACCUAAGCUUAUCAAAGACAGAGGCAGAGGUGACCCUUCCUGAGGCUAAGAUCCAAGGACAACUCCCAGGUGUGGAAGUGAAAGGGCCUUCAAUAGAAGCAGAAAUAAAAGCUCCUGAGAUUCAAGUGGAGACAAAGACAAAAGAAGGAUCACCGUCAAAGCUGAAGAUGCCCACAUUCAAACUGUCUAAGUUCGGAGUCUCCAUACCUGAGGCUGAGGUGAAGGUGGAUGGACCAGAUUGUUCAGCAGGUCCUCAUGUUAAUCUGCCUGAUGUUAAAGCAGAAGUUCACAUCCCAUCAGCUGAGGUGAAGGUUCCUUCAGGUGAAGUGGUGAUAGAACAACCACCAGGUUUGGAGAUGGAUGCUAAGUUUAAGAAGCCACGGUUUUCUCUUCCCAGGUUUUCCUUCUCAAAACAAAGUGUGCACAUGCCAGAGACAGAUGUUGGGCCUGAAAUAAAUGUUCCAGAGACAGAAAUGAAAGUGGAAAUAACAGGAGACAUGAACGUGAAAUCUCCAGAAGUCGAAGUUCAGACAGACUCAUCAGGAGGUAAAUUCAAAUUUCCAAAGUUUGGAUUCUCAAUGCCAAAGAUCUCAGCUCCUGAAAUAGACCUGAGUUUAUCAAAGGCAGAUGCAGAGGUGACUCUACCAGAAGUAAAGCUAGAGGGUACGGUUCCAGGUGUGGAAGGGAUAGGACCUUUAAUAGAAGCAGAAAUAAAAGCUCCUGAAAUCAAAGUCGAGACAAAGUCUAAAGAAGGAUCUCCAUCAAAACUGAAGAUGCCCACAUUCAAACUGCCUAAGUUCGGAGUCUCCAUACCUGAGGCUGAGGUGAAGGUAGAUGGAGCUGAUGUUGGACAGGUUGAUGUGGAGCUGCCUCAAGUCAAAACAAAGAUCAGUCCACCUGAGGUUGAGGUCAAAGCUCCUUCAGUUGAGGUGGAAGUAGAACAUCCAUCUGAUUUGGAGAUAGAGGCAAAGUUUAAGAAGCCCAGAUUCUCAAUGCCUCGGUUUUCCUUCUCCAAACAGAGCGUUCCAGCUCUAGAGGCUGAUAUCAGCAUUCCACAAGUGGAUGUUCCAGAGACAGAAGCAAAAGUGGAGGUGAAAGGAGAGCUGGAAAUCAAGAGUCCAGAAGUAGAUGUCCAAACAGAGACAUCAGGAGGUAAAUUCAAACUGCCAAAGUUUGGACUUUCAAUGCCAAAGAUCUCAGCUCCUGAAAUAGACCUAAGCUUAUCAAAGACAGAGGCAGAGGUGACCCUUCCUGAGGCUAAGAUCCAAGGACAACUCCCAGGUGUGGAAGUGAAAGGGCCUUCAAUAGAAGCAGAAACAAAAGCUCCUGAGAUUAAAGCGGAGACAAAGACAAAAGAAGGAUCACCGUCAAAGCUGAAGAUGCCCACAUUCAAAUUUCCUAAGUUUGGCGUUGCCAUACCUGAGGCUGAGGUGGAUGGGCCAGAUAUGUCAGUUGUGCCACAAGUAGAUGUUGAUGUACCUGAUGUUAAUAUGACCAUCCAUCUGCCAGAGACUGAAGCAGUUUCAGGUGAAGUGGUGAUUGAACAGCCCACAGGACUGGACAUGGAUGUCAAAUUCAAGAAGCCCAGGUUCUCACUGCCGCAGUUUUCCUUCUCCAAACAAAGUGUCCCAGCACCAGAAACAGACAUCAGUGUUCCAGAAGCAAAUGCAUCAGUGGAGGGAAAGGCUGAAGCAGAAAUAGAUAUGACAGCACCCAAAGUUGAAGCUCAAGUUGAUGGACAAGGAAGUACCUUUAAAUUUCCCAAGUUUGGAAUCUCAAUGCCAAAGAUGUCCCCAACUGAUGUAGAUCUCAGUUUGUCUGAAAAAGAUACCAAGGUCAGUCUACCGGAAUCACAUGUAGAGAUAAGUAGCCCAGAGGUCAAAGUUGAAUCCAAGCUUACAGACGGUUCCCCUUCCAAGAUGAAGAUGCCCAGUUUCAGAAUACCAAAGUUUGGAGCAGACAUCAAAGCCGAUAUUCCAGAGGAGAUUCUGACAGUGAAAUCUGAGAGUUCAUCAGUGGAAAUAAAAAUGUCUGAGCCUGAGGUAAAGAGGAGCAAAUUUAAGAUGCCCAGUCUAGGGUUCUCAAGCUCUGGUCCAGAUGUGUCAGUGGAGCAGAAGGACAUGCAGCUUCCAGAUGUUGAGCUGAAAGACAUGGACAUCAAAGUGUCUGCAAUGGAAGACAGUAAUGCCAAAGGGUCACCGUCCAAGUUCAAGAUGCCAACCUUCAAACUGCCCACAUUUGGAGCGACAGUGCAAGUGGAUGGAGAAGUUCCAGAAGUGGACAGUGGAACAAAAGUCGAACUUUCAAAGACAGAUGUAGAUGGUGAGAAAUCAGAGGAGACGAAAGGCAGCUGGUCUUUGCCAAAAUUAUCCUUCUCAAAACCAAGUGUGACAUUGACUGAAAUGGAAACGUCAGUCCCUGUGCCCAAAAGAGAGGUUCAGUCUCCGGAUGGUAAAACACAAGUGGAAGGUCAAGCAACUUCUGAGAUUGAUAUAAAACUGAAGAAACCACGGUUUUCUUUGCCCAAGAUUUCAUUUGCAAAACAGCCCAGUCUUGAAUCAGAAGCAGAAGUGGGAGUAACUGUGGAUAAACAAUCAGACAUGGAUCAAAAGACAGAGGUUGAAGUUGAAGCUCAAGGCGGAAAGUUCAAGAUGCCCAAGUUUGGUAUUUCAAAGCCCAAAGUCAAAGGGCCUGAAAUUGAUGUUAAGAAAGAAGCAGACAUUUCUGAUACCUCAAUGAAGGUUGAAGACUCACCAACCAAAUUGAAGAUGCCAUCUUUAAAAUUACCUAAAAUUGGAGUGAGCACAGAACCUUCUGAUGAAGACAAGAGCCCGAGACCUGAACUGGACACUGCAGCUAAAACGCAAGAGAAAAAGGAACAGGGUGGAUCCAAGUUCAGUUUUGGGAUUUCUCUGCCCAAAGUGAAAGAAGCUGAGAUCGAUGUGAGUUUGUCAACAGCAGACUCUGACAGAAAGAUUGCUAGCACAGUGCCAGAAGAACAGCAAAACAAAGCUUCUUGGUCAUUUCCACAGUUUUCAUUUUCAAAACCAACUGUGAGUCUUGAAUCAGAAGUGGACAUUUCAUCUGAUCCACAUAAAGACACUGCUGUAGAAGACUCGCUCGCAGCUGAGCCUGAGAUGAAGGCAAAGUUCUCUCUCCCCAGAUUUUCAUUCUCCAAGACGCCCGCUAAAGAGACACCUGAAACCGCUGUGGCUUUGGAGGUUUCUCUGACAGAGGGUGAGGUCAAAGUCAAAGAACCCAAAGAACCAAUCCCAGAAGAGGUUGAUUCUAAAUCUAAAGAGACUGUAGGGUCGCCCUCUAGGUUCAAAAUGCCUCUGUUUAAAAUGCCCAAAAUAGGACUUACAGUCAGUGAAGAAUCAAGCAUCACAAGCAAAGAGGCAGAGACAUUGAAAAUUAUAAAGGAAGGCGGAUCAGUCGUCAUUACUGCAGAAAUUCCAUCUGUGGAAGUGAAGACAGACACAGAAAGUCUGGAAAUCAAGAAGAAUCAGUCCCAAGAGUCAUCACCGCUUGGCGAAAGUCCACAGAGCGACGCGCAAAGCUCACCGAGUAAAUUUAGGCUUCCGUCUUUUAAAAUGCCCAGGCUAAGUUUCUCUAAAGCUUCACCCGACGACAACACUUUUUCAAAAAUUGACGAAAUGGAAACUCAUUCAAAGGAUGAAACUAAAUCGCCAAAGAAGGCCUUGUUGUCCAUCGGGGAAAUUCUCAAGAAUAUCAAUGUUGAGUUUGACGUUUCAAGUCCGGUUGAAGAACACAGUGAGUCACCCGACAAAAAACUGGAACCAGAGACUGUGAAAAAGGAAGCAAAGCCAGAAACAAUGAGUCCAGAGAAAACAAGCUGGUUUAAAUUCCCGUCAUUCGGAUUAUCGUCGCCCACAAAAGAAGAGAAAAAGAGUCCGAUUGAUGAAGAGCUAAGUCUGACGUGUUCAAUCCAGUCGUCUGAAGCCUUCGCAGACAUCAGCUCAACAAUGACCAGUGAAAAUGUUGGCUUUUCUCUGUCGUCUCCGACCAAAGUAACUGUCAAAUAUUCAGAUCCGAACACGGCUGAAGCAAACCUGGUAACAUCCACGACUAAAACUGAGAUGGUUUCAUUUGAGCCCCACUUAGCUGAGAAGGUCACUAUUCUGUCGUCAUCCUCAGAAGACACGCUGAAGCUGGAGUCUGGCAAAAUCCACAUCGUCUUGUCGAACAUCCAGUCGACUCCGGAGUCCCAGCAGGCCCAGGUGUUCCAGAGCAGUCAGACCACGUUCACGGAGAGGCACCUGCAGUCUUCCAGCCAGCAGGUGGUGAUCACGAAGCAGAUCACACGAGUGGUGACCGCCUCCGAGCCCAUCUCCGACCAGACGGCCACCUCCAUCCAGCUCCUCAAAGACUCAGUGCACAGCGACAAAAUGAAGUUCUUUGACGAAGCUGAAAAGUAA
Molecule: messenger RNA, 9960 nt
Organism: Knipowitschia caucasica
Lineage: Eukaryota; Metazoa; Chordata; Actinopteri; Gobiiformes; Gobiidae
Source: the annotation of a GenBank genome assembly